This is a messenger RNA of Fusarium redolens, 1552 nucleotides long. RefSeq lists its product as uncharacterized. The record is from RefSeq and is a predicted model, not a curated record. Gene Ontology annotation, molecular function: 3-deoxy-7-phosphoheptulonate synthase activity. Lineage: Eukaryota; Fungi; Ascomycota; Sordariomycetes; Hypocreales; Nectriaceae. Gene Ontology annotation, cellular component: cytoplasm. The transcript has 4 exons. Bases 183 to 1301 code for a protein of 372 amino acids. Gene Ontology annotation, biological process: aromatic amino acid biosynthetic process.
AACUAUAAUUUUUUGGCCCUUGUUGAGACGACUUCUUUUAUGUUAUUCUUCCUUUUUCACACUCGACUCCUAUUAUCAUAUUCCUCCUUCUGUGGUGCUCUCAGAUUCGCGCAAUUGAAUCUCUCUUCUCUUUACAUCCCACUCUGACUUGUAUCCCCUCUAACCCCACCAUCGCCGUCACCAUGUCUUCUUUUUUCAUUCCCAACAAGAAUGUUGGCAAUCAAGCCGACUCGGAAGAUUGGAGAAUUCGCGGCUACAACCCUCUGACUCCCCCCGAUCUCCUUCAACACGAAAUCUCCCAAACCCCCGAGUCCAAGAAGACCGUUCUACAAGGUCGUAAUGAGACUGUGGCCGUUGUUAAUGGCACUGACGAGAAGAACCGAUUGCUUGUCGUCAUUGGUCCUUGUUCCAUCCACGAUCCUGCUGCCGCCCUAGCCUACUGCGACCUCCUCUUGAAGGAGAAAGAGAAGCACAAGGAUGAACUUCUCAUCGUCAUGCGAUCUUACCUCGAGAAGCCACGCACAACUGUUGGCUGGAAGGGUCUGAUCAACGACCCUGAUAUCGAUGGCAGCUUCCAGAUCAACAAGGGUCUGCGAAUCUCUCGCCAACUCUUUGUCGACCUUACCGCCAAGGGCAUGCCUAUUGCCAGUGAAAUGCUGGACACUAUUUCUCCCCAGUUCCUCGCCGAUCUGCUCUCAGUGGGUGCCAUUGGCGCCCGUACAACCGAGAGCCAGCUUCAUCGUGAGCUUGCCAGUGGUCUGAGUUUCCCCGUGGGCUUCAAGAACGGAACCGAUGGUUCUCUGAACGUCGCCAUUGAUGCCAUUGGUGCAGCCCAGCACCCCCACCACUUCCUCUCCGUUACCAAGCCUGGUGUUGUCGCCAUCGUUGGUACUGAGGGCAACAAUGAUUGCUUCGUCAUCCUUCGUGGUGGUUCCAAGGGUACCAACUUCGAUGCCGAGAGCAUUGCUGCUGCCAAGGAAGCGCUCAAGAAGAAGGGCGUGCGACAGCGAGUUAUGGUCGACUGCAGUCACGGUAACUCUUCUAAAGACCACAAGAACCAGCCCAAGGUUGCUGCCGAUAUUGCCGGCCAGAUCUCCAAGGGAGAGGAGGGUAUCAUGGGAGUCAUGAUUGAGAGUAACAUCAAUGAGGGUAACCAAAAGGUUCCCGCUGAGGGCAAGUCGGGACUCAAGUAUGGUGUAAGCAUCACCGAUGCUUGUAUCAGCUGGGAAGACACUGUCUCAACACUCGACACUCUUGCGCAGGCCGUGAAAGACCGCCGAAAACUCUCAAACGGAGCUUAAAGUCUGAUUUCUACCACAUUCUGGGCAUGUAAUACGUUUAGCGCUCGAUCCAAAACAAUGUUUCUUGGGAUUGGGGUUGCAUAUUGUUGCAAUAGCUCGCAUAUUUGGUUCAAGGCUUGGAGUUUAAUGGGUUGUUGAUUCAAAGGAUAGAUAAAAAAGCAUGAAGCAAAAUGGUGGAAUUUGGCAAGCAACAGAGAAUAAGAAAAUAGGCGAUAAUUCAAUAUGAAAUAGUCAGGUUUCUAUUGUGUAAA